CUAACGGACUAUAAAUAUCCCACAGCCCAGUCCUGGCCACCUCACUCUCUCUCGCAGCAGGUCUCCACGUACACGAAGAUCGCUCUCUCAGGACGAGAUGUCUAUCGAGCCACAAUGGUGUUGGAAUCCGGAAACUCCUUUUACUAAGCAGUUUCCUGUGGAACUCAAGCAAGAUAUGAUGAUCGUGAUGUGUGGAAAAGUACCUUCUGACGCCAAGAGUUUUGUCAUUAACUUCCAGAAGGGUGAAGGAGCCAACGUGAAGAUUCCCUUCCAGCUCGGGGUUUGUUUCCAAGAGAAUUCCGAGAAAUUCAUGUUCAGUUCCAAGGAAUCUGCCGACUGGGAGCCGAUGCAAGAUCGCCCCAUCUCCCCGAGCAUUAAAGGGACCAACUUCAAGCUCACGUUCCUCGUUUGGAGUAACUGUUUUCAGGUGGCCCUCAAUGCCAAGCACAUUCUGAAAUACAACCACAACGAACGAGACUGGAAAGCCGAUGGGAUAAACGUGUACGGAGACUUACAAGUGAAGGAUUUCACUGUCUACGACAUCGACUGCAAAAAAAAAGUAAACAAGUGAGCAAUGGAUCAGGUAUGAGGCACUGAUCAUCCACACAAAUCUCCCGCGGCUGUUGUGUGUUUCACUCGGCGAUUCUCUCCCACCGUUUCCCUCCCGGUCGUAACAUUUGGGAGUUGCUUUAACCUCCACCCACUCUCCCCGGACCCGAUUGAAACAUGACCAUUUCUCAUUGCUAAUAAAAAAUAGUCUUGGACUCGC
Molecule: messenger RNA, 769 nt
Organism: Callorhinchus milii (elephant shark)
Lineage: Eukaryota; Metazoa; Chordata; Chondrichthyes; Chimaeriformes; Callorhinchidae
Gene: galectin-8
Product: galectin-8
Exons: 5
Coding region: 98-571 (157 amino acids)
Molecular function (GO): carbohydrate binding
Source: RefSeq, a predicted model, not a curated record